This is a messenger RNA of Morone saxatilis (striped sea-bass), 1405 nucleotides long. RefSeq lists its product as uncharacterized. The coding region runs from base 44 to 877 and encodes 277 amino acids. Lineage: Eukaryota; Metazoa; Chordata; Actinopteri; Moronidae. The record is from RefSeq and is a predicted model, not a curated record. The transcript has a single exon. Gene Ontology annotation, molecular function: GTP binding.
CGUGAGAUAGUGAGGUGUAUCACAGAGUGCGUUCCUGGGCCUCAUGCUUUUCUCAUUGUUCUUAAAGUGGAGAGAUUCACAGGUCAUCACCAAAAUAAUCCAAUACUUUUCUGAAGAAAUCUUCAAAUAUGCAACAGUUGUCUUCACUCAUGGUGACCAGCUCCCUGAAGGACAGACAAUUCAGGAUUUUGUCAGUCAGAAUAAGUUUGUGAAUGAUCUGGUGGAGAAGUGUGGUGGGAGGUGCCAUGUCAUUGAUAAUAAACACUGGAACGAAAACCCAAAGGAUGAAUACAGGAGCAACCAGUUCCAGGUGGAGGAGCUACUUAAGUCCAUAGACAAGAUGGUGAUGGAAAACAAUGGAAGCUGCUACACCAAUGAGAUGCUUCAAGCAGUGGAGGAGGAAAUACAACAAGAGGAGGAGCACAUUAGACUGUUACCAGGAAACAUGUCAGAGGAAGAGAUCAGAGAGCAGGCUAAGCGCAGAGUAUUUGGGAAGCUUUUGACCAGACUGGCAGGUACUGCAACAGGUGCAGUGUUAGGAGCUUUGUUUGGUGUAGUAGUGAUGGUUAAACUAGUUGUCAAACUUGUAAAGGAAACAGACAUUCCAAAAGCCGCCAAAGCAGCCGCAGCUGUAGGAACAGCUGUAGGAACAGCAGCUGCAGGAGAAACAGCAGUAUGUAUAGCAUCAGCAGCAGCAGCAGCAGCAGUUAUAGGUAGUGCUGUAGUGGGAGCGGUGAAAGGAGGUGUUGAAGGAUAUUAUGCAGCUGAGGGAGCAGACACAGUGUUGGAAGCAGUAAAGAGAGCAGCAGAGGCUGUGAAGAAUGAAACCAUAGCUAUCUCAGAAACACUCUCACAGCCAAAGUCAAAACAGUUUUAACCCAUAAUGAGCCAUGAUUUGUGAAGGGGGAGAUCAUUAAUUAAUAAUUUAAAAGGUUUAUCUUCUUGUAGAUUGAAAAUUGAAAAUAGUGUUCUAAACAAAGAGCUGAUGAUGUAUAUUAAUAUGUAAUAUGUUGUACUUUUUUCUGUUCUUGUCUUCAAUCACUUAUUCUAAGUUACCAUUAUUUUGUGAGACAGGCCUGCUGAUCUCCUGAAAAAAAAAUAGUUGUAGUUCUUUGUAGAUUACAAUAUAUAUCACCAAGGCAAAUAUUAACAACUUUUAGUGUCUCCUGGUAUCAAUGUUCACCGUCCUUUAAUCCUCAGUUUUUUUCUCUGCACUUCAUGGUCUUCCAGAUGUAAAAUUACUUUUACCUCUUGUUCUUGUGGACAUAAAAAUCUAAUUCAAAUGUUUAGGGUUAGUUUAUAUUGUUGUAAGUUAAUAUAUUCAUGUAGACAUAAGAUGUUUCUUCUUUUCAUGUUCACCUUUAUUAUGUUAUAUUAUGAAACUGAAACCCUGCAAAAAUGAUUG